AUGAAGCAAAAAUCCUUAAAGACGAGAUUCAAAAAAAUGAAUGCGAUCGAAAUAAGAGUGCACAAGCAAGAAAAAUUGAUAAAUUAUAACGACCUAAACGCGAUUACGCAAGUCGAUGAAAUUCUGGAAUCAAUAGCGAGAGUAGUAGGCUUUGAAAACAAAAAAGUUGUAACGGGCGUUAUUGGUGAAAUUAGUGAACAAAUAUCCAGUUGUGUUAGACAAAUCCUAAUUACCCUCUUGAUGGAAUCGAAAACUAAAGCCUUAACUUUAUUAACUGAAGAAUUUUGUAAAGUAACAGAAAAGGUUAUAACUGUAACGCAGGUGAAAAAACUCCUAAAUAAUAUGAAAACUGCUUUAAAAAGGAAAACUGAUUUGAAAACUACGGGGAACAAAGUGAUAAAACUUAAAGACUGGGAAAAGGACUUAUUAACCAUCAUGAAUAAAGAAGAAAAUCCGAUAUUCAGCAAAGUGCCCGGUGCCUUGUCGGUUGGUGUAAAGAGACAAUCGGAGAUGGAAGCAGAAAAGAGCCAAAGUAAUCCUACAACUCACACUGACGAUAAAUUGGAAAGUACAGCUUCAAAAGAUAAAGUUAAAAUUCGAAAAACAAAGGACAUAUCAACAGAUAUGAGACUGAAGAAACAAAGAAUUUGUCUGUGCCAGAACUUCAACGUCUAG
Molecule: messenger RNA, 675 nt
Organism: Psylliodes chrysocephalus
Lineage: Eukaryota; Metazoa; Arthropoda; Insecta; Coleoptera; Chrysomelidae
Source: the annotation of a GenBank genome assembly